AUGGGCGGCUUCACAUGUGUCAAAUUUAUGAUGGUUGUGUUCAACUUGAUUGUUUUUCUCAUGGGUGCAUGCCUGACAGCUACAGGGACAUGGGCCAUUGUUGCUGGAACUGAAUUUCUCAGAGUUAUAGUACCAUUCAUGACGGAAUACCUAAAGCAUGCCAAUGUGAGCGUCUUAUUCAUCAUUAUGGGAUCGAUUAUGGUUAUGAUGGGAUUGCUGGGUUGCUGUGGAGCCCAGAAAGAAAGCAAAUGUCUUCUUAUAACGUUCUUUUCCAUCAUCGUGAUCAUUUGGGUUACUCAGGUGUCGGCCGGAGCAGCUGUCAUUAAUUUAUCCAGAUUUACUGAGAUCACCUUACAGGAAUGGGCCAAACCUCAACUGAAGAAUCAAUAUGGGAAACAUAACGCUUUCACAAACUUGUGGAACUCAACCAUGACAACAUUGAGGUGCUGUGGCUUCAGCAACUACACAGACUUCUCUGAAUCUUACUAUUACCAGCAAAAUAAGCCUCUUUACCCUCCAACCUGCUGUGCGCUACCUGCAAGCUACCCAUGUGUUGAGCAAAACGCAGCUUCCAGUCACAUGAUGGGAUGUUAUAAAACAAUUGUUAAACUCGUCAAGAGAAAUCUCCAUAUUUUUGGUGCCAUAGCACUUGGAGUGGCUUUCCUUGAGCUGAUAAUGAUGGGGUUCUCCGUUUAUCUCUAUUGCUGCCUGUACGAUCAAGACAUCUCAAAGUGAUCAAGAUUAUAAAAAAAUGUCCAUUGUCUUUUGGUAGAUAGAUAAGCUACUUCAAUUUUAU
Molecule: messenger RNA, 796 nt
Organism: Paramisgurnus dabryanus
Lineage: Eukaryota; Metazoa; Chordata; Actinopteri; Cypriniformes; Cobitidae
Product: tetraspanin-1
Cellular component (GO): plasma membrane
Source: RefSeq, a predicted model, not a curated record